Molecule: messenger RNA, 479 nt
Organism: Saprolegnia parasitica CBS 223.65
Lineage: Eukaryota; Oomycota; Saprolegniomycetes; Saprolegniales; Saprolegniaceae
Exons: 3
Coding region: 84-479 (131 amino acids)
Source: RefSeq, a predicted model, not a curated record
CGGCGCAGCACGGCGUGGCACAGUGUUUUCACGGCAGCAAACUCGCGCAUUUCCACUCGAUUCUGCAGAACGGACUCCACGUCAUGAGUGGCACGCGCCACAUGAGCUCUGGCAACGUGUUUGGGGACGGCAUCUACUUUGCACAGAGCGCGCAGGUCGCCAUGAACUUUGCCUACGGCACGCCAAGCCAGCAGUGGACACCCAGCGGCGUUCUCUCCCCAGACGCGAUUUGUGUCGCGGUCUGUCUCGUGCUCAGAGACCGCGACCGGCUCACGACGCUGCCGGGCGCGACGCCGGACGCCAAGUACUAUGUGCUGACCGACCAGCGCGGCGUGCGCGUCGAGUACCUCGUGUUUUUGGAGCCCAAAGCCCGGUCGGCGAUGCGCGUGCUUCUCGGGUCGCCGUGGGACGUGGCGAUAAGCCUCUUUUGGUUUGCCGUCGCGUACGGCCUCUAUAGGCUCUGCGACGCGACGUCGUAA